CUCCAACAGCAUGUCAUGUCAUGAAAAGCACUUGCCUAUAGUCCGAUGUAACAUGCUCACAUAGGCCUGUUGGAUGCUCAAGCCCAAGCAUUUAAAACUAUCUUUAGCCCCUCACUGCAACUCCUUUGACAACCCUUACCCCUCCUAGUUAUCCUAUUUAACUCCAUCCUCUCUAAAAUACCCUAUCUACUUUAACAAUUCCUCUACAACCUUUCAAAUCAUAAUUUUAGUAACCCCAAACCUUCUAGUCUCCUAGCUUCGAAUUCUCUGCUUAAUAUUCACAUCACACACUGCUCUUAAGCACGACAUUUCCACUGUUCCUAACCUCCUUAUUGCAACUUUUAAUACCCAAGGUUCAUACCCAAGUAACAGUCAUCAUGUUUUGCCACCAACGAUCAAGUGGUAGCUCAGAAUAGAUACUAAUUCACACUUGUUUCAAGCCUUCCAGCUCGCUUCAGCCAGCCGUCGUCAGGAGAUCCACUGUCUUCCCAUCUGCCGCCUCCACUGAUACUACUUUUGACGACAUUACCUCUGCUACUAGCACCACCACCACUGCUACUUCUUUUAACAACAUUACCUCUGCCACUGAUGUCUUCUUUGCCAUCAACGACACUACCACCAGAUGGCCAGACACCCUCCAGGUCCGCCGUCGCCGCCAGGUCCUCCUUGAGGAGGAGGCACAGACUGAGGUCGACGAACUCACCACCCAGUCACACGCAUCGUCCCCAACGCCGGCUACCACAACAUUGCCCGGCCAGGGGAGAAUGAACAGGAAGACUAGACUCACCAAGAACCUGGAGUGCAACACGGCUGAAUGCAUCUUGACGUGUGAGGUGGCGUUGCUUGAGGCUGAGUCUACAGUCACUGUCUCCUUCGCAAGUCAUCUGGUCACAGCUGCAGUCACUGAGCUGCCUUACAGAAGCGUCACCGUGUACUCAUGGAUGGAUGUAGAUGUCUAUCAAAAUAACAGUACUGUUAUUAACUCCAGAACCUCAACAAAAACUCGGGUGUUCCUCCUGAGACCUCAGGAGCGAGGACUCCUGGAUAUUCCACUUUCGAUCUUGCUACUGGCUGUGACCUUCUCUAUAUUCCUUGUCCUUCUCAUCAUAGCCUGCCUCUGGAAGGCUAGUUUUUUCAAGAGGCACCGCCCUCCUGCAGCUUCAGGUACGAAGAGAACCCUCAGCUCCGUCUACUAUCAAGAUAAGACGGAGGAAGUGGAAUUUGAUGUCAAGUACUAACUUCAUGAUGAAGACAACUGACUUCAUGAAGACGACUACUGAUACUGUGAGGACGACUACAAACUUUUCAAAGGCACCUAAAAUCAUUAGGGAUUAUUAAUAAUACCUACAGUUACUCUAUAAUCUACCAACAGUUACUCUAAGACAUCCACCAACGUCCUGGCUAUCCAUGACUUAGAGAUAUUCAUUUCAGUGUAUGCUAAAGAUGUUCACUUCGAAGUAGCUGCACUAGACUCCUUUGCAUAUACGCCUCGAGAUAUGUACUUUAAUCUAUAUACACUCACAGAUGCAUACCUCAUUGUAUAUACGUAGAUAAUGUUUCAUUGUAAUAUGUACGCCUGGAAGUAUUUAUCACUUUGUAUAUACACAGAAAUAUAGAUCUCUGUAUAUAUAGUACAUGAGUCUACCUGGAGGGUGUUCCGGGGAUCAACGCCUCCGCGACCCGGUCCAUGACCAGACCUACCGGUGGCUCAGGGCCUGAUCAUCCAGGCUGUGACUGCUGGCCGCAUGUAAACCAAUAUACGAUGGUGAAAAUCUUAAUAAUAUUCUUAAAAAUAAGACUGAUGUAAGGAGAAUUAUGUGAUAAUGUGUAUUAUUAUUAUUAUUAUUAUUAUUAUUAUUAUUAUUAUUAUUAUUAUUAUUAUUAUUAUUAUUAUAUAAAAUCACAAAUAUCUUCUAAGAAUUUAAGUAUUUUGUGUUGACAUUGGCCUGUUUGUAAACACAUCGUGUUUGGGCAAAAUAUAUCAGUGUUUGUGAAAAAGUGUAUAAAGCUCUUCACUGUUUUAUUCUCCUAUGACACAGGUGUUAACCUGUACUGGUCUCUCUCUCGUACACUUAUAGGCACGUAUAAUGUCGCUCUCUGGAAACAUACAUAAAUUUCCUUAGUAUUUUAUUUAAAUCAGGAAAUGAUGGUUCUUUAAGAAUGGUAAUGAGGGUGUUCAAGGUAAUGAAGACCCUCAAGGUAAUGAAGAUAUUCAAGGUAAUGAAGAUAUUCAAGGUAAUGAAGAUAUUCAAGGUAAUGAAGAUAUUCAAGGUAAUGAAGAGGAACUCCAAUAUAUUCACUACAGAACACAUAAAGAAAUUGGUUGUAUAUUUCGCCCUCUGUCUGAGGUCCUCUUCAGGAGAAGCAUAGAGACGCAAGGGCAGUGACCACAGCACUGUACACUGCGAAGCUCUUCUCCUUUCCCAGCAUCUGAAAUAUCAUAUGACGCUGCUGGGUAACAAUUCUCUCUCUCUCUGUCUCUCUCUCUGUCUCUGUCUCUGUCUGUCUGUCUGUCUGUCUGUCUGUCUGUCUGUCUCUCUCUCUCUCUCUCUCUCUUUCUUUUAAUCAGGGUUUGACAAGGUUAGGAUCCCUAGCUUUAUUGACAAGCUAUUUACAGGUUAAGGAUUCCUAACUUUAUUGGCAAGCCAAGAGCUGUUACCUACAUCAGCUCAUUUGAAAGCAUUUUUAUUGUUAUGAGACAUACUAAUAGGGAACAGGAUGAAGUUGGAGCCAUCUGUGGGCCAGCAUUUUCAUCUGAUCAACUGACUUUAUCUCGUUGACUUCAUAAUGCAGUACGAAUGUGUUCCAUACUCGAGUCAUCCUGCGGAUAAAUGAUCUCAGAUGAAGUGAUGUUCUGGAGAAGGGUACAGCCAGAGCGAAGUUGCUGUUUUCUGCCCGUCUUGUAGUAUAGAACCUCGCUUCUCGCUGUCAUCGAAGUGGAGCCAAGUCUGUCUGUCUGUCUGUCUGUCUGUCUGUCUGUCUCUCUCUCUCUCUCUCUCUCUCUCUCUCUCUCUCUCUUAUUUGACAAAUACAAGCAUCAUGAGACUCUCGUCCUGUUUUCGACAAAUAACCACCACUAUCGAGACGAGUCAGGAGACACCUUGUUCUGAUUCAUGAAAAAAAUAUAUUGACCGUCCCGCCCAAGUCAGAAACUGCUGAGUGCCACUAGUGUCUCUCCUCCUCCCUGUGUUCCGUUAGCGCCCAACGUGGCACUGAUGAACGAAAGACUAUUGCUGAAUGGAAGGUAAGAGUGCAUUUACAAGCGAAUACAUACUACUGAACACAAGAACACACAUGACUGAACACUAGAACAGACGACUGAUGGCUUGAACACUCUACUGAACACAAGUACACAAUCGAAAGCAAAAAGACACUUGGCUGAUGUCAUCUAAUGAACACAAGAACGAACACUUAAUUCCUGA
Cherax quadricarinatus is the source of this 3422-nucleotide messenger RNA. Lineage: Eukaryota; Metazoa; Arthropoda; Malacostraca; Decapoda; Parastacidae. The record is from RefSeq and is a predicted model, not a curated record.